UUUGGGGAUCAGUUUGAGCUCUGCUUGCGAUCCGCAGCAUCAUGUGUCCCGCUGCAUCUUUGUAAAGAAUGGGCUCAUCGUCCCCGGCGGAGCGGGGCUGCAGAAGGAGAGCGAUCAGCAAGGCGGUCAACAGCACCGUAGUCCCGGGACAGCGGCUGCCCACCGCCGCAAUCACACGAGAGAUCGCCACCGGUCGCUUCUUGCAGUCGGACACGACCAGACACCGAGAGCAGCGUGCAAGGGGGCCGGGUCACCCCAUCCCCAUCCCGGCCAGGGCUCGGGGGGCACGUCGAUGGGACUCGGUGCGGUCCGUGUGCUGAGCCGGGGUCGGAGCCGAUCACAUUAGGUACGAGGCUGCCCAGCGCAAGUGGAGCUAUGGCCGCUCUCUGGCUGCAGGAGUUUCAGCAGGGUGACGAGCCGCACUCGUUUGGCGUGGAGCAGGCCGAGCGCCAUCAGCCGAGACUACCUUCCCUUCCUCCGCACCUAACUCCCCCGGCGCACGGCGCUGCCAACGCCAACCACCUCUUCGACGAACACUUCCCCGCGUUAGGGACCAACCGCCCGGAGGCUUACACCGAGGAAGAGGCAGCCGAUAACCCCGGCAUCGAGGACCUGCUUUCUCAGCUUCGGCAAAAGGAUAAUGAUCUCAUUCUGGCGGCCAAGCUCGGCAAAGCCUUACUGGAGAAGAACCAGGAGCUUAGCAAUCAGUACGAGAUAAUGCAGAGAGAACUCACCGACAAGCUAGAGCAUCUGGAACAGGAAAAGCAUGAAUUGCGGAGAAGAUUCGAGAACCGUGAAGGAGAGUGGGAGGGUCGGGUGGCUGAACUGGAGGGCGACCUGAAACAACUUCAAGAUGAGCUGGAGAGGCACCAGGUCCAGUUACGUGAGGCAAACAAGGAGAAAGUAAUAGCUUUGCGGGAAUUAUCUGAACAGAACCAACGGCUCUUAGAGCAGCUCACCAGGACAGCUGAGAUGGAGCAGCAGCUAUCGAUGCAAGUUCAUAACCUCCGCGCUGAGUUCCGGGAAAAAAGCAUCUCAACAAAUCAACAUGUGGUGCGUCUAGAGAGCUUGCAAGCUGAGCAAAUUCUAGAAAUAAAGAUGCUGACAGAACGAAAGCGGGAACUGGAGCGACGCAUCAGUGUCGUGAUGGAAGAGAACGAACUGUUACAGGGCACGAUGGAGGAACUUCAGGAACGAGUGUUGAUGGCUGAGCGACACAGUCAUGAUAAGGAUCUACAGCUACACCAGAACCAACUAGAACUCCGCGAAGUACGUAUGUCCCACCGGCAGCUUCAAAUGAAAGUGGAUGAAAUGAAUGAGGAGAUGAGCCUGCGUAGUGUGGGUCCAACAAGUACAUCGUUACUGUCUGAAAUCGAGCAGAGCAUGGAGGCAGAGGAACUGGAGCAGGAGAGGGAACAGCUGAGAGUGGAACUCUGGGAGGCAUACAGUCAGGUGCGCUCACUCUGCUCACACCUGAGAGGAAAUGACAUCACAGACUCUGCACUUUCCACUGACUCUUCCAUGGACGAUUCUUCUGACACCUCCUCUGCCAAAGAUAUCCCGACAGGGAGCCUCCACACAGCACUGCAUGAGCUCAAACGCCUGAUCCAAAACAUUCUCGAUGGAAAUGAAUCUACGGUGGUGAUGCUGAGAGUUGAAAUGAAUGCAGUGAAAGAUGAGAGAGACACGCUGAAGACAACUGAAGAAAAGGAACAUGGCAGGCAGCUUCAGAAAGCUCUCAGUGACCGGGAUGAAGCCAUUGCAAAGAAGAAUACUCUGGAAUUGGAACUUGCCAAGUGUAAGAUUGACAUGAUGUCACUCAAUAGCCAGCUCCUGGAUGCCAUCCAGCAGAAACUCAAUCUCUCUCAGCAGCUGGAAGCCUGGCAGGAUGAUAUGCACAGGGUCAUUGACCAGCAGCUACUGGACAAACAACUGAAGGAGUGUCACCUGCCAGCACACUCCCACUGGAACAGCUGCAGCAUGAGGCACAAAGGCAGCUCCUCGGCGAGACUGGAAUGUAAUCGAGAAGAGGUCAUUGGGGCAGAAGGAAAACGGCUCUUCGCAUUUUUCAAGAAGAACUAAUUUCCUUUGUAAUUAUUAGUGGGACGAACAUGGAGUUGGGAGGGCUGUAAGAGAUUCUUUGUACCAAGAGUGUUUCGUUGAAUUAGGAGGGAAACUCUUCCUGCCCAGACUCAGGUGAUGCUUCCAUUUGCCUACAAAGAGGCAGCAGGAUUGUAUAGUGGAGAGAGCUCCAGGUGUUCAGCCCAAGUCAGGUCGUCUUGUUACCGGAGACUUUCUCUGCUGUAAAUUGUGUCCAAGUUUCUUUGCCAAAGGUUCUUGUAUGUAGAAUAUUGCACGAACAUGCUGUAUAUAACGGGUUAAAACAAAUCAUACCGACCUAUUAUUUUCACAAAAAAGAUAAAUUUCACGUGAAAUAGGGAUUGAAGAAAGCCCAAUCUGUGAAAGAUGCAAUGUUUUGUACAAAGUGUUACUUCGAGAAGGUUGGACUAUUUGCCUUUGAACGAAUUCUAUGAGGCAGCAGAACCUCUGUCUCAAUGUCAGUAGCAAUCCAGCACUUUGUGUACGGUGCACCUAUGCAGAUUCAUAUGGACCAUUGCAGCAUGAGCAUGUGUAACGCAGGCAGCUCACUGUGCCUGUAGAAUAUACACCGUGUGCCAGUGUCUGUGUAACCAUGCCUGUAUGGUAUAAUGUAAGAUGGUGCACUCUGCAUCGGUACGGUGUUAAACUGUGUGUGUGUAUGUGUGUGUGUAUGUGUUUAAUGUGUUCAAUAAUUCGGGCUCAGUAGAACAGCUUUGGGCACCACUUCAGCAGAUAAAUACAGAGUAUGAGUAUAAUGUGCUACUACACAGUUUGGGAUCAUAUAUGUCCGAAAUAUAUCACGAAUGCUGGGAAUCUGAUCAGCACAGAAUUGUCAAGGGUACACAAUAUGUCUACCAGCAUCUGAAAGGAACAAAGUACAAGUUAGUGUACUCGAUUAAACCCAGUGAAGGUUCACCAGCAGAAAAGUGAGAAUGAUUCUGAAACUUAACGUUCUCACCUGGAACACCCACUUACCUGUCCCACAGUUACGCACCUAAUAAUAUUUCAGUUCCUUGUUGAAGAACCUGAAAAUCGCUGGCUGUUUACAUAUAAUUUCCCGAAUAAUAGGCUUUCGCGGCAGUUGAGUGCAAAAUCAAUUGUCAACUUCUACUUUCAGAUACUGAUUUACACUUUGUGAUCUUAUAUUUAACAUGGGGCAUAGGGCAAUAUCCAGUGGGCUCGUCUGACAGCCUGGAUGGUGUAAAUCAUACCAGGUGUGAUGUUGACUGAGAUGGCAGACUUUAUGUCGUAUAAGAAUAUGCAGUUGAAUGGGGCAAGCAGAUUUUGAGAUGUGCACGACAUAUAUAUAUAUAUAUUUGGAUGGCACAACAUAAGGAACUUUGUGGACCUGUGUGGUGCAGAAUGAUCUAAAGAGUGUGAUUUAGGUUGAGAAGCAAGAAUGGUUAUUGUAGUGUACGACAGUGCUGUGUACAACUUGUAUUUGGCAGCUUUGUAAUGUCUAUAAUGCCCUGGCUUGGAGAUGGAGGUAGCAUAUAGUGCCCCAUUUCAACGGCUUGGAUUUAUGAAUUAUGUGCCUGACAAUGAGAUAGUGCUGUUUUUGUAUGAAGAAUAGUGCGGGAUAAUGUACAGACACUAAUAAUAUGGAACUGUGAAAAUGCAAAGAGUUGUGCAGAAUAUAGUAUGUACACAAUGUUAAUAGUAACCUUAUUGCUGCUGCAAUAGAUUGUGUGACUAUGCACCAUGUGCCUGUAAAUCACAGUUUGGAUAAAUGAUGCAUUGUUGAUAGAGUCCUGAGCUGUGUGUUAUGUGGCAAUGAAACCCAAUCCACAUUGGGUACAUAUGGUGUCAUUGCACUGUUUCUGUACCAUAUAAGAGGCAAUAUGGCAAAUCUGUACAAUACAUUACUGGGUGCCUGUAUAUAACAUUACACCUCCACAGUAUUCCCUACAAUAGAUGUGGGGCAAAGCUGUAAGAGCAGUUAUUGCUGGUUCUGUGUAUCAUCUGCCUACAUAGAAAAGUGCACUCUGUACCUGUGCCAUGUCGUGUACCUUGUGCCUUUCCAGUCUGUGUGUGUAUGCGUGCACGUGUGUGGUGUGAAUGAUACACUGUGUGUAUGCAUGUCCAGAAAGAUGUCCUUGAUGGUGUGGGCAAGUGUAUUGUGUACAUUGAGGCCUUUUGUGUUUGCUAAAUAUGGUUUUGUGUUAUAACGUGAAAUUAGCGAAUGUCAGCUGAAAUCGAGAUGUCGUUCUGCGCACUGAUGGCGCUACAGUAUCGCCUGAGUGGUGUUUACAUGCAAAUGCAGUGGGAGCAAUCGUGCAGCAUCACCUACUGUAUGGUACAGCAGGAGGAACGAGUAGUCUUCCCCAGGAUGUGGCUAUGCCCUGCAUAGCACAUAGACACAACAAGCUGGAGAAACUCUGGGUCAGGCAGCAUCUCUGGAAAAAUGGAAUUGGUGACAUUUUCGGGUCGUGGUCUGAAAAAGGGUUGUUCUUUUCUCCAGGGAUGCUGCCCUGACCCGAUUAGUUAUUCCAGCUUGUUGUGUCUAUCUUCGGUAUAAACCAGCAUCUGAAGUUCCUUCCUACACAAGCUGCAUAGUUUAUGUUGCAGAUGCAGUGUCUGGUAUGGUGUGAAUGGACCGUGCAUUGUGAAUGCUGUACUGGGCUGGUGCAGAUGUACCAACCUCCCCUCGGCAGUGUCUCCCGAUUUCUUCAACAGAAGAUGAUGUGUUGAGAUACAGCCCAGGUAGCCAUGAGGGGCCUAGUCCAAAUGGAUUAGAACCACACAAAAAAAACCUAUCCCCUUGUCACCCUGCAGCAAAGAAUGCCUGUUGUGUGUCGCCACCGGUCGGUACUACGUAUGCCAGUGGUUCAUGCAUCAGCAUGUGUGUGGGGGCCACACUGUGACUCCCUCCCUGCGCUUCUGCCCAGCGUUUGUUCCCAGGCCUGGUUAAACGGAAUUAUCUGCAAUAUUUUUGGUUCACUUAAACGAAUGUCUCUUUAGCUUCCUCUUGGAUUCCUGAGUUAGUGACUAAGAGUCGGGCAGUUUGAAAAGACUGCGUUUUGGAAACGGCGGGGAGGUUAAGAUGCGGUUUCAGCCACAUGGGCUGUGUGGGCAGACUGUUCAGGAGAAGCCAUUCACUAUCAGUCGGUACCACAGCACAUGGCAUCAGUAAAGUGGGGACAGAGAGGAUUUGUUUGUGAAUUGUGCUAGAAGUCAAUGCAUAAGUUCUAGGAGAAGAAUUAGGCCAUUCGGCCCAUCAAGUCUACUCUGCCAUUCAAUCAUGGCUGAUCUAUCUUUCCCUCUCAACCCCAUUCUCCUGCCUUCUCCCCAUAACCCUUGACACCCAGACUAAUCAAGAAUGACAACCUUUGAGUGGGUAUUUUAACGUGGGUACCAUUCGAUGCUGCCCAAAGUGGCUCCAACUCAUCACUAACAACGACAAUCUAAACAAGCUGUCUAGGCCUGGCAAGGACAACGAGGGGUGUGUAGAUCACAGGCCGGUCUCCUGCAGUGCGUCGAGCACUUUGCGAACCCCUGCUUUGGCUCUGAGGGGGUUAAGAACCUGUUUCAACAGGGUGGUUGAUACUGCGGUCAAGUACAAACUGACAACUUCAACUAUGAUUGUGCAAUAACAGAUAUAUUUCGAGAUUUAUUGACUGUGAAAUUGUCAUGGGAAUCGGGUGCCAGACAGUCGCAAUCCAAAAACCGGGAUGCUACUCACUCUCUUUGCACCCCGAAGCACCAGGCACACCCGAGUACCGCUGAAUGUUAUGUCUAGUGUUAGUCUGACCUCGCCAUUGUCCAGGGAACGCCCCCAACCUGGAUUCGAGUGAAUCACGGUGCGUGUACCUAGUGUCGAAGCCGUCUUGAAUCCACUUAAAUACACGCACGCACUUUAAACCUCUAUUGUUAAACAGAGUGGUUUGUCCACCCAAUUUAAAUGGAGCGGGCGGGCUUUCCUGUUCACAGUCCCCAAGUUAAGUGCUGCUGUUGUGACUAAAAUUCCCGCCAGCGAGGAGCACCUCGCUGCCGAGAAGCGACGAAUGUAACGGAGUGGCUUCAAUUCGCUGUAUAUUACACAGUCUGGAUUUGUUUUCUAUAUUGAAAAUGUUUCAUAGCGGUAUAGAAUAUUUGUAAAUGAAAUAGUUUCCUGUUAAUUUGUAUACAAAAGAGAAACACACUAUACAAAUGCUUAUUUUUCAGUAAAACGCUGCUGCCUUUUUAUGUCUUGUACGGAGCGUGGAGAGCUCUUUAAACAGAUUAUUUCUAUGAAGUGUAUCUGUACCAGAACCACUGGAAUAAUAAUAAUAAUAAAAGAAUGUAGACGGGAA
Molecule: messenger RNA, 6392 nt
Organism: Amblyraja radiata (thorny skate)
Lineage: Eukaryota; Metazoa; Chordata; Chondrichthyes; Rajiformes; Rajidae
Gene: bicdl1
Product: BICD family like cargo adaptor 1
Exons: 10
Coding region: 376-2082 (568 amino acids)
Biological process (GO): Golgi to secretory granule transport; vesicle transport along microtubule
Source: RefSeq, a predicted model, not a curated record